AUGACAUCUGGCAACAACAUUGAGCAGGAAUACGUGGAGUUAAACACUAAAAACGAAUGGCAAAUUCUCUACCAGAAAAUCCGUUCUCAAAGUCAAACCGAUAACAUGUGUUCAGAGGCUGUUAAAUCCGAGAAUAAACUGUUGAAUAGGUAUAGAGAUGUGAAUCCGUACGAUCACAGCAGGAUAGUAUUAAAACGCGGUCCUACCAAUUACAUCAAUGCAAACCUUAUUAAAGUAGAAAAGGCCAACCGGCAGUACAUUCUGACACAAGGACCGUUGAGCAACACGUAUAGUCACUUCUGGUUGAUGAUAUGGGAACAGCAAUGCAAAGGGGUAGUAAUGUUGAAUAAACUGGUAGAGAAAAGGCAAGACAAAUGUUAUCAAUAUUGGCCGUCCAAAAUCGGUCCCGAACACAAGAUGCAACUGACAGACGUCGGAUUGACCGUAGAGUACCUCGAACAAAAAGAUUAUUCCUAUUAUUUAACGCGGCUGCUCAGACUGACCGAUACGGAGAGCGGCAACCACCGCGACAUACUGCAAUUCCACUACACCACGUGGCCCGACUUCGGGGUGCCCGGCUCCCCAACGGCCUUCCUCGAGUUCCUGCGCAAAGUGAGAGACGCCGGCGUGUUGGAAUCGAACGUGGGGCCCGCCGUCGUUCAUUGUUCCGCUGGCAUCGGACGGUCCGGUACAUUCUGUUUAGUCGAUUCCGUUCUAAUUUUGAUCGAUAAGUAUGGUAUAAAUUCGGUGGACGUGAAGGAGAUUUUGUUGGAAAUGAGGAAAUACAGGAUGGGGUUAAUACAGACGGCCGAGCAAUUGAGAUUCUCGUAUCAGGCUAUUAUCGAAGGCACAAAAUCUGGUGGAAAUAUUGAUGGAAAAGGGGAAAAUCACAUCAACAACGUAUCAACGGAUGCAUCGAACGUAGAAGACAACUCCGAGUCCGAAGAAGACGAAGUACCGCCGUUGCCUCCUCCUAGGUUGGACAGCCUGCCAAGGCCCAACGGGACAUCGGUCGAUAGGCCUCUUCCUCUCAUUCCCAACAGCGCUUCCGAUCACGAUUGGAACUAUCAAAACAAAGACGGCGACGAAGAGAAUUACAUUCCGAGCGGGCCCUUACCGGUGGUGCCGGGAGAGGACGAGCUGAGCGAAGAAGACGAACUCGAAGAGGAAGAUGAGGACGACGCGAGGUCGGAGAGUUCGCUGUCGGAUCGAUCGGAUACGACGAACACGAAAUCGAGCUCGCCGACUGAAUUGAGACAACGAAACAGAUUGGAAAGGAAAGAGAAACUGGAAGCGCAAGUGAGGGACAUGAAGCGCCGCCAAUUGGUCAACGAGCAGUGGACGCAACUGAAGAGGUCUUUAUACUUACCUUUAGUUUUAGGGGGCACCCUGCUUUUGGGUGGGGGUCUCAUUGCUUACGUUUAUUUCAAAAAUUGA
Messenger RNA from Phyllotreta striolata, 1437 nucleotides. The record is from the annotation of a GenBank genome assembly. Lineage: Eukaryota; Metazoa; Arthropoda; Insecta; Coleoptera; Chrysomelidae.